CCGCUGCUAAUGACGCUCACAAUAGCGACAGACGAUGGAAACCUCCUUUUCUUCAAAGAAUUUCUGUUGUCUGGGUAAAAAUUUUAGAAUCACAUAAUCUGAAGAAACUCGCUUAGCCAUCAGUAUGGAUCUUAUAGAAAUAGAAAAGAUAAUUGACAUCGCUGCCAGAAGAGGAGACAAAAUUGUCAAUCUCAGUCAUCGAGGUUUAACAGUCGUAUCCAGCAGCAUAAAAAAACUACUGCAUGUCCAAAAGCUGUCACUCAAUGACAACAAACUCCUGAUGCCCCCUUCGGAAAUCACAACGUUGGUUCGACUUGAUGAACUUGUCUUGGACAACAAUAAACUCACCAUGCUGCCAACCGGAAUCGGUAACUUGACAAACCUGCAGUAUCUCAGUGCCUGCUUCAAUCCUCUUGGUGCUCUUCCAUCGGACAUCGGACAGUUAUCAUCCCUCACCCAGCUGUGGGUGGUAGAAUGUCAGCUGAUCAAUCUGCCGUCAGAAAUUGGCAGAUUGAAACAACUGGAAAAAUUUAGCGUACGAGGCAAUAAUUUAUCUAGCCUUCCUGCAGAAAUAACAAACUUGAGGAAACUUGUUUGGCUGUGUGUGGCAGAGAAUCAUCUUCGGGAUCUUCCAAAUGGGAUUGAGGAGCUGACGAUGUUGUCUCACUUAGACUUGAAUAAUAACAAGUUUGAUGGUAUCCCAGAGUGUGUGCUAAAGCUGUCAGUUCUUGCUAGUCUACACAUGAAAGGAAAUCGAAUCAAAUCUGUUUCGGAUGACACCAUUCUUUCUCUAUCAGACCUCACCAAGCUAGAUUUGAGAGACAAUGAGUUACAUGUGAAGCCGAGUCACUGGAAGGGAUUGGAAUACAUUCUUGUUGGCGGCUCAGCUGCCCGGCCUUCUGUCGAGGAUGAGCCUGAACCUUCACCCUACAUACAACUGCAGCGUGCCUUGGAUGGAGCGAGUGAGGAAUAUGAUGGAGAGAUGGAGGGAGCUAAGGGGGAACCUUAUGAGGCCCUGUCAGGGUGGAAAAUUAACCAGAGUGAUGAAGAUCUCAAUGAUAAUGAAGGAUAGGUGAAAUGUGUUUGAAAUUGACAACAUUGUUUGACAUGAUGGGUGACAGUCUAUAUACAUGACUAAGAUAUGCAUCAAGAUUAUAAAGAUGUUAGAAGACCAGAAUAUGGAUCAAGAUUUAUAAUAAAGAUGUAAGAGUGAGUGAGUGAGUUUAGUUUUACGCCGCUUUUAGCAAUAUUCCAGCAAUAUCACAGCUGGGGA
Messenger RNA from Haliotis rubra (blacklip abalone), 1273 nucleotides. Its product is annotated as plant intracellular Ras-group-related LRR protein 7-like. Bases 125 to 1072 code for a protein of 315 amino acids. NCBI's taxonomy places the organism in Eukaryota, Metazoa, Mollusca, Gastropoda, Lepetellida, Haliotidae. The record is from RefSeq and is a predicted model, not a curated record. Gene Ontology annotation, molecular function: protein binding. The transcript is spliced from 3 exons.